Molecule: messenger RNA, 2929 nt
Organism: Papaver somniferum (opium poppy)
Lineage: Eukaryota; Viridiplantae; Streptophyta; Magnoliopsida; Ranunculales; Papaveraceae
Product: G-type lectin S-receptor-like serine/threonine-protein kinase At1g11300
Exons: 6
Coding region: 98-2797 (899 amino acids)
Biological process (GO): recognition of pollen; protein phosphorylation
Molecular function (GO): protein serine/threonine kinase activity; ATP binding
Source: RefSeq, a predicted model, not a curated record
AAUGCUGUAGUUUCUCUUCUCUUCUCCUUUAGCUUCCAUAGCACUGAGUUCCUUUUUGAUCCUUCAUUCCUUCUCCUCCAUAAACUUCUUCUUCUUCAUGGGAAAUGGUAGUAGAAGAUGGCCGGAUAUGACACUCAUUUGCACUUUUUUCUUCACCGUUACAGUGCUCCUGAUUAUUCCUAAAUCCAGUUCAUUACAGUUCAUUUCAACCAACCAAUCAAUCACAGACGCAGGCAACCAAACUAUAGUUUCGUCACCGGGGAAAUUCAAACUCGGAUUUUUCAGUCCAGAGAAUUCGACAGAUCGUCGUUACGUCGGAGUUUGGUUCAAUAAUGUUACGGCUCCGAUCACGGCCUCGUCGGUAUGGGUAGCUAAUGGAGACAAUCCGCUCAGAGAUACUUCCGGCGUUCUUAAGAUUGCAGAUGACGGGAAUCUUGUAAUAGUGGAUGGACGGAAGAAGGUUAUUUGGAGUAGUAACGUUACUUCCAUGGAUGCUGCUGCUACUAGUUCCAGAGUUGCCGAACUGUUGGACACAGGGAAUCUUGUUCUCCGGGAAACAAUAAAUGGUAGAAACAGGACACUGUGGGAGAGUUUUGCUUAUCCUUCUAACGUAUUCUUACCGAAUAUGAGGUUUGGUGUCAAUACGAAAACACGUGAAAAACUGGUGAUAACUUCCUGGAAAGACACAGAAAAUGAUCCGUCGACAGGAAACUAUACAUUGGAGUUAGACCCCACGGGCGUUCCUCAGAGUAUCAUCAUGGACAACGCAAACGGGAAUCAACGCCGGCACUGGCGAAGUGGUCCGUGGAACAACCGGAUAUUUAUAGGCAUACCCACCAUGUCUUCUACUUAUCUUAAUGGAUUCAAUAUUCUUACAGAUAAUAACGCAGGAACUGUCUAUCUGACACUAGUGUAUUCAGAAGUAAGGACAAUCUUGCAAAAGUAUACCGUAACUUCUGACGGAAACUUUGUCGAGACUCACUGGAAUGAAACAAAAAAACAAUGGGUUAAGUUUUGGUCUGCCCAGGACACAGAGUGCGACAUGUAUGCUAAAUGCGGUCCGUUUGGUAGCUGUAACGUAUUGGAUUCACCCAUCUGUAGCUGUCUGAGAGGGUUCGUUCCAAAGUCGGUAGACGAAUGGAGUAACGGGAAUUGGACAGGUGGGUGUGUAAGGAGGACGGAAUUGCAGUGUCAGCGAAGCAAAAAUGAAACUACUGGCGCAAGAAACGAAAGUAGUACGGUUUCUGGAGGGAUAGAAGAAGCUGAUGGUUUUCUGACACUGGAAAGGAUGAAGGUGCCUGAUUUUGUAGAGAGGUUGGAAGCUGGAAGCGCAGAAGAGUGCGGGCAAAGAUGUUUGCAAAACUGUUCUUGCUUGGCUUAUGCAUCUGAAAGCAACAUUGGGUGUAUGUGGUGGUCAAGAGAUUUAAUAGAUGUGCAAAAGUUCAGUAACUUCACUCGGUCGCCUGGCGUCAAUCUAUACAUCAAGGUUGCCCAUUCAGAACUCGAUAAGAUUAUUCCUGGUACAAAAAAGAACGUCAGGUUAAGUAUCAUAAUUCCGGUCGUCAUUGCAAUAGUUCUGACCAGCCUCUGCACAUUGUUCUGUUGGAGGCGGAUGGCGAAACAGAGAGCAGCAAAAAACAAGAACGGCACGAGAUUGCCCAUAAUUGAUAGGUACGGGGACACUUCGGAUAAAAACAUGUUCGGUGACAACCCAGAACUUGCAAUGUUUACUUUCGAUACCCUAUCUGUUGCUACGAACAAUUUCAGUUGGGAGGCUGAACUUGGACAUGGUGGUUUUGGUUCAGUCUAUAAGGCGAAGUUGAUGAGUGGACUAGAAGUAGCCGUGAAAAGGCUUUCGCAGAGUUCCGGACAAGGCUUAGAGGAGUUUAAGAAUGAAGUUGUGGUGAUCUCUAAACUUCAACAUAGGAAUUUAGUUCGACUUUUAGGUUGUUGCAUUGAAGGGGAAGAGAAGAUAUUGAUAUAUGAAUAUAUGCCAAACAAAAGCUUGGAUGCAUUUCUCUUCGGUACGAGUUUAUUUUUGUUGUUGAUAAAUUAUAUUUCUUGUAUACUGCUUGAUAUUGUGUCUGGAUCAGAUCCUGCCCAGCGAGCACUGUUAAAUUGGAGGAAGUGUUUCGAAAUUAUCGAGGGGAUAACUCGUGGGAUUCUUUACCUUCAUCGAGAUUCUAGAUUAAGAGUCAUCCAUAGAGAUUUGAAGGCGAGCAACGUGUUGUUGGAUGAAAACUUAUAUCCUAAAAUUUCAGACUUCGGGAUGGCAAGGAUAUUCGGAGGCGAUGAGCUCCAAGCAGAUACUAGAAGGGUUGUUGGCACAUAUGGUUACAUGUCUCCUGAAUAUGCAAUGGAAGGCCGAUUUUCAGAAAAAUCCGAUGUUUUCAGUUUCGGUGUGUUGCUAAUAGAAAUUGUGAGCGGAAAGAAGUGCACAAGUUUUCACCUGCAAGAGUUGUCACUAAGCCUUCUGGGAUAUGCAUGGAAAUUGUGGAACGAAAACAUGGUGCAGAAGCUGAUUGAUCCAACAUUGUUAUCUGAAAAGGCGUACGCGGAAGAAAUACUGAAAUGCAUUCAUGUGGGACUAUUGUGUGUACAAGAAUCUCCCAAGGACAGACCAAACAUGUCUACGGUACUUUCAAUACUUACCAGCGAAACCACAAAUCUUCCGGUUCCAAAGCAACCCGCGUAUGUAGAUAGAGAGGCAUCAUCUAUAUCUUCAGGUUCACUUCAUAAGACUGGCAAUCUGUUUUCUGUAAACCAUGUAACUAUCACAAGCAUUGAUGGCCGUUGAACAAAUUUGCACCAUUUCCUUUCUGUGAAUCAGUCAAGCUAUUUCUUGCAUAUACAUGUAUACUAAGAAACAAUUAACUCAAUGAUUUUCUCUUUGGAAACAGCAAGAGUUGAUAUACAGAUAAAUAGUUGA